ACAGGCAGGGGGGCGGGGCCUUUCAUGUAAUUGGUCAACAGUCGGGUUACUCUGUGCUUCAUAACAAACUGGCUAGCCCGGAGAAUCAGCUAGCUAGCCAGCCAACCGGCCAAGGUUGCAGCAGGAUAAUUGAACAGGGAGAACGGAGAGUAAUUAUUCAGUACUUUUAUUUAGAUGUAAAUGUUGCUGUAGGUGAUUUAAGAUCUGGACGCAUUUGCUGAGAGCAGGAGAAUGGUGGUUCCUGACAGCGGGAGCGGAGCGCAGCAGGCGGACAGCGACACGGUGCCGGGGUUUGAAGACGAACACGACGGCGUGGAGCUGGAGGAGGUCCGCAAGUUGCGUGAACUUGUGCGUCGUCUCGAAGUACAGAAUGAAAGCCUACGCAACCGGGGUAGCUCUCAUCAUCACAACACGAAUGCUAACGAGAGAACACUGCACGAGGACACUGGCACCAGUUCAACCAGAGACUUCCAGACUUUAUCUCCUCCUCAGGACAGCGUCACCGAGGACAUGUCUCCUCUUCCUGAAGCCACAAGGCUAGAAGAUGAAGAGGAGAUGGAUCAACACAGCCCGGUUUUUAAUCUCCCUUGUGUCGCUGCAUCAGGGCACACUCAAGAACACACACACACCAGCUCUUCUCCUGAUAGUUACGACUCAGAGACAAUCGGUGGGAGUGAUGCAGGGGUGGACCAGUCCGCUCUGGACGAGGUGGACGUGCUCGAUUUGGACGACUGUGCUGAUAUCGAUGACGAAGACUGCUGGUUGUACGUGUCUCCGAAGAAGCAGGUACAAACAGAGCAGGGUCCAGAGUCUCCUCUGAAAUGGUGUCGGAAGGUGCUUGAUCACCCGAGCCCUGAGACCGAGGUGGCUUGCAGGACGCUUCUGAGCCGUCUGGAUCAAAGCUCGAGAUGGAGGAACAUGUACAGCAGCCCAUCACAAACCUCCGCGGGCUCAUUAGCCGAGGCCGGCUCGUCUCAUUCUCCUGGGUACCACAAAUCAACUAACAAAACCCUACUAACCUGUGGCAGCUCAGGUUACAUGGGCAUGCACUCGGCGCUGAGCUCCCAGUCAUCCAUCGACAGCGAGCUGAGCACAUCGGACGAUUCCAUCUCAAUGGGCUAUAAACUGCAGGAUCUGACAGACGUGCAGAUCAUGGCUCGGCUACAGGAGGAGAGCCUGAGGCAAGACUACGCUUCGAGCUCGGCCUCGGCAUCCCGGCGGAGCUCUGCAGCUUCACUGCACUCAUUGAGGCGAGGCACAUACAGUGAUCAGGAGCUGGACUCCUACAGCUUGGAGGAUGAAGAGGCAGACAGCACGCCUUACACACACAUCCACCGCCGUCACUCACCUUCUCCUGGCACCUCACCUCGCUGUCCAUCACCUGCAUCUGGCACACGUGUGCCCAGGCGCUCGCUUCAGGGCACGGCACCAGAGCUCCUCAAAUUUACUCGGAGUGAGGAGGAGUUAAGACACAGCAUGCCUAACCUGGCCCCACGCACCAGCCUGCGCUCACUGGAGGCAGUGAGAAACAGCCGCAGCAUGGAGGCUAACCUGCACAGCUCAGGCAGCCGCAUGUCCCGUCUGCCCCAGUCCCCCACAGGUGUGUCCACCACCCGAUUAAGAAGCAGUGGCCAGUCCCCGCUCUUGUUACGGGCUCCUGUGAAAGCUCUCAGCCCUGUGGGCAGCAUGGCCGCAGUGCGACAGUCUGCAAGAGCGGGAGCUCAGGGACAUGCUUCAGGAGCACGGAGGGUGCAGUCACCCGGGCCUGCCAACGGAGCAGCUUACGGGGCAGGCAGGUCCACUAGCACAGCGCCAAAACAAGCAGUGGGCAGAAGCAUGACACCUACUGCUUCAGCUUCCUCAAAAAGCAGGCUUGCCCAGACCCCUAGAAGCAGGUCUCUGGGAAUGACAAAAACCUGUGGUCCGAUAACAGACGAUUCCUGGAAGGAUGGCUGUUACUAAAGUAUUUUGUCAUUUUUCCCUUUACACACUCCUAGACAACAUCCAUAAAACACAAAAGCUGCCUUUAAAAACAUCACAGGGACACUGGACACACCAAGGCCAGAAGCAGAAAGGCACAAAAACACACCAACCCUGGAAAGUUUUUCUCCAGCAUGAAUCCUCUUCCCCCAAACUGCCAGAAGCCAGAGAAACGCUAACGGAAAACCUUCGAGACGAAAUGAUUUUUUUUUUUUUUCAUCAGACUUUGAAGUGGGCUGUUUUUUGUUUUUGUUUUUUUUAUUAUUAUUUUAAUUAAAAUGCCAAGCUGCUUUAUUUGUAUGAUAACUGGAAACGUUGUUGGAAAAGACGUGUUGUAGUGUAUAAAAUACCUAGAACAUAUGUAUAUGUUGUUUUAACAAGUUUGUAGCUCGUUAUUCAGAACAAUUGGAUGCUCUCUCUUUGUUCUUGCUGAAAUGAAGGAAAAAAUAUGUAUGAGCUGUGGAAUUUUCUGACCUACAUUUCCAAGGCACAAAAAUACAAAGUCUAUGCAGUCUUCCAUCUUUUCAAAGAGUACAAAAAAGCUAUAAUAAAAUUGAAGUCACUGGUUUCUGCUUCAACAGUCUCCAACAUUUUGUCUUCUCUUGUCUUCUCUAUUCACUUUUCUGAUACAGAGUCUCUUAUAAAUGUUUAGUGAAUUUUUCAAAACAAGUUACUGGAAGCCAAAAAGUGAACAUUAGAGGCCUUUUAGUAUGGGGCUAAUUUAUAAUUUCAACCUUCCAAAAAAUAAAUCUGACCUACACCAGUUCACAUAUUUUAAGCAAAGCAGCAUGGUCUGUAAUAUGAUUAGUAGUUAUGAAUUACAAAUAUAUGAUACGAAUUGCAGUCUUAUAUCAGAAAUUCCAUGGUGGUUCUGCUUUGAAGCUCAAUCCCAAAAUCAUUUUUUUUACAAUAAUAUUUUUAUAUUAACAUUUUUUUAAAUUAAAUUCAGUCUUCAGGAUACUUAUACUUAAUGAUUACUCCAGCGAAUAUUCUUCAACAAUGUACUGUGUUCACAACACUGCCACCAUUAUCUUUAUAUGGAACAAAUAUUUUCUGCAAAAUAUUUUCUUCGUUGCACUAUUUAUUCAUUUGAUUAUCAAAUUUCAGAUUUAUACACUUAAUCUCAGCAGCAGUAGUUUUCCUACAAAAUUAGGCCGCUGGCAGAAGAUCUGUUUCCAAUACAAUAUUGGGUGUUUUGCGUACAUCGGGAUAAAUAUGUACUAGUGAGGUAUAGGUGAUCUAUAUAUGUGAGAGUGAAGUAUAGGUGAUAUGUCAUAGUGAGGUUGUCUCCUCUCGUGUCUCCUUUUUGAUCCUGUUCCCAAUGUCUUACUGUACUAUAGAGCAUCUCUUCUGUAUUUAUGAAUAUAUCCUG
Messenger RNA from Hemibagrus wyckioides, 3352 nucleotides. Its product is annotated as SLAIN motif-containing protein-like. The record is from RefSeq and is a predicted model, not a curated record. Gene Ontology annotation, biological process: microtubule nucleation; positive regulation of microtubule polymerization; cytoplasmic microtubule organization. The transcript is spliced from 9 exons. Gene Ontology annotation, cellular component: microtubule plus-end. Lineage: Eukaryota; Metazoa; Chordata; Actinopteri; Siluriformes; Bagridae. The coding region runs from base 232 to 1962 and encodes 576 amino acids.